AUGGUAAAGAAAUAGUUUCUAUGUGUAGAAUUGAACGAAAAACAAGUACAGUAAUUAGAAGAUGAUUUUUUAGAAUCAGAUAUUGUUAAUGGAGAUUUAAUAGCAGUUAGCUUUGCAACUGUUUAAGGUACAGUAAAGGUCUUCAAUUAAAAUGGAGACUGUUUAAAUACUAUUUAUAGAAAUGAUAAAGAUUGGAAUGUAUGUUUGGAAACUAUGAAAGUUUUAAAAUAUUAUCCUUAAUCAACUUUUGGAGAAAAUCAAUAAUAUGCAUUAGUUAUGGCUUCUGAUAAUAGAACUAUAUAAGUCCAUACAAAUAAAUUGGUUUAUAAAAUAGAAAAUGCACAUUAAGGAAUGAUAAGAGGUUUAGCUAUUUGGGAAGUUAAUGAUGGUCUGAAUCUUAAAAAUAUUAUUUUAAGUGCAGCUGAUAAUGACCAUACUAUUAAACUUUGGGAUGGAUUAGAUGGAUAAUUAUUAAAAGAAAUAAAAUCUUCACAUAGUGGAUUAAGAUGGAGGUCUUUACAUUGCUAUUAAGAAAAUUAUAAACCUACUAAUAAAAAUUAUAUUGUUUAUGGGUCUAAACAUGGAACUUUAUUCAUUUUUAGUUUACCUAUUCAUAAAAAAUGA
Molecule: messenger RNA, 624 nt
Organism: Ichthyophthirius multifiliis
Lineage: Eukaryota; Ciliophora; Oligohymenophorea; Hymenostomatida
Exons: 4
Molecular function (GO): protein binding
Source: RefSeq, a predicted model, not a curated record